Zophobas morio is the source of this 1722-nucleotide messenger RNA. RefSeq names its product cytochrome P450 4C1-like. Bases 54 to 1520 code for a protein of 488 amino acids. NCBI's taxonomy places the organism in Eukaryota, Metazoa, Arthropoda, Insecta, Coleoptera, Tenebrionidae. Gene Ontology annotation, molecular function: heme binding; iron ion binding; monooxygenase activity. The transcript is spliced from 10 exons. The record is from RefSeq and is a predicted model, not a curated record.
GUUGCCACUUAAAUAAAUUAUUUUAAAGCUGCCGUGUGUUUACUCCUUUUGCUAUGGAAAUCUGGAUUUUUAUUUGUGCUGUAAUUUUUGUCAUCAUUUUGGUUCUUUGGAAAAAGCGGUGGUUGUUGUAUCAUGCUUGGAAAAUUCCUGGACCAUACUCAGUGCCCCUCGUGGGAAGUGCGUUCCUGUUAUCGGCAACAAAAGAUAAUUUUUUUGACCUGGUUUGUGGAAAGAUGGACUCCUGGAGACCAGUUACCAAAUUCUGGGUAGGCACCCAGUUGUACAUACCGACCACGCGACCGACAGAUGUAGAAAAGAUAUUAACAAACUGUCUAAACAGGUCACCUUUCUGUGACAAUUUUAACGACAUAAUGAAAGACACACUGCUGACUUCAAAAGGAAGUAUCUGGAAAGAACAUCGGAAAAUGAUCAAUCCCUCUUUUAAUUCGAAAAUCUUGAAUUCGUAUCAUGAUACCUUUGUUAAAUGUUCAAGAGAAAUGGUGAAGAUUUUAGAUGACAAAGAAGGCGUCGAACAAACGGAUUUCCUUCGAGUUAUUUGGGAAAAAACAGUUGAUGGAGCUUUAGCAACUUUGACCAAUGUAAAACCGCAUGUGGUGAAGAAACGACAACGUAUUAUUUCAAUCACCGUGAGAUACGAACAAAUACUUAUACAGAGAUUUCAUACGAUUUGGCUUCUCAUAGAUUUCUUUUGGAAAUUAUCCAACUUACACAAGGAGCACAAAAUCCUUUGUGAAACUUCUCACGAAAUUGCCAAAAACAUAAUAGCAGAAGAAUACAUGUCAUAUGAAACCGAAGCCAGAAAUGAUGACACUAUCGAAAGUAAGCGAUUUCUACCAAAUUUGACUAAAUUAAAUCGAACCAAGCAGAUCACCCGUGAAGAAAUUUUAGAAGAAACGAAUUUUAUGAUUACAGUAGCAAGCGAAACGUCAGCACUCACAGUCAACACUGUUUUAACGAUUUUAGGAAUCUACUCAGACAUUCAGGAAAGAGUUUAUCAGGAACUGGUCUCAGUUCUGCCAGACAUGGAGAAGAGUCCAACUCAGGAAGAACUCAAUCGUCUCAAUUAUUUAGAACGCGUUGUUAAAGAAACUUUGAGACUAGUUCCCACAAUUCCUUUAAUUUUGCGAUAUGCUGACGAAGACAUUAAAUGCGAUCCUUAUGUUUUCCCUGCCGGCUCUAACCUUGUCAUUCCCCUGGUGCUACUACACAGAGAUCCGGACGUGUGGCCCGAGCCGGAAAAAUUUGAUCCAGAUCGGUUUCUCCCUGAUGAAGUUGCGAAAAGACAUCGUUGUUCCUACAUUCCUUUCAGUUUUGGUGCCAGAAACUGUAUAGGUCUAAGAUUUGCUAUGAUGGAGGUGAAAAUAAUGGUUGCGACGAUUCUGAGGAACUUCAAACUACAAACUGUUGGUAUGAAAUCAUUUAAGGACAUGCAGUGGGACUAUAUGGUUAUGCUGAAGGCUAAAAAUAGUCGUUUACGUUUCGAAAAAAGAAAAUUUUGAUCACAUGCACUCGGUGCAUGUGUCAGCUCACUUUAUCCAUUUGUAUGAGGGGAAACACUUUUUUCUUUCUAUUUAAUCAUGAGAUAUCACAUUGUGUAGAGUUGAAAAUAAUUGUUAGUGUUUGAUAUUUAAAAAACCAUGUAACUCUAAUCUUUGACUUUUUUUGUUAAUAUUGUUACGUUGAUCGGUGAAUUAAAAUCGG